UAUUUAUAGUCCAGUAGGUGAUCAGUGUACGGCGAUCCGAAAUGAGACCGAUGCUGCUAACCACAAUAGAAACAAGAGUGUUCUUUCUCUCUCAGUCCAUGAUAACGAUGGUUAGUUAAUCGUACUCGAAAUUCAGUCCAUAUUCGCGAGAACACCCAGCUGUUCUGUGGCGUAGGUCUAGCAUAAUGAUCACAUCUCUCAUUCAAAGGUGAUCAAAGGUUUUACUAUCAGAUGCUUGGUACGUUUAACUAAAAAUAACACGUACGUCUCAACGAACGCGAUGAAUUAUCAAUCAGUCUGGCUUGUGCCUCAUCUUGAAGAUGACAGCGUACAUUUGUGUGUUUAUAAGUGUUUUAAUUUUAGUUACAACACUGCAUUACUCUGACGCUUACUGGCGUAACGAUCUCAAACAUGAAGCUAUUAAAGGAUUAAAACAAGAAAACAUUUUAAAACGACAUAAGAGGCAUGAAGUUUCUCAUGCAACUGCAGACGACAAAGAAGGAUUGCAGCUGGAGUUUCCACAUAUAGUUCCUGUAGCACUUGGUGCUGGAGGACGUGGUUGCCUAGUGGUAUUGCUGUCUGAAAAUUUUGUCGUUGGAUCAGCGCACUGUCUACACUCCAGCACUUCUGUAUCAGUCCAUGGAGAAUUCGUUAAUGUCUCAAAAAUUAUUAUUCACCCUAUGUACAACGCACGUAAAAAAAAUUAUGAUAUUGGAUUAUUGAAGCUCGCGGCAAACGUGAAUAUACAAUCAACUGUUGUACCGGCCUGUCUAUGGUUGGAUGAUAAUAUAAACAUUGCCAAUGUUAAAUUGAUUGGAACAAAUGAAUUUUUUGACACAAAAUCUAUAGUGCAGACCACGAGGAUCACACUAAAAAAUGCCGAAAAAUGUCAACCAUACCUCAAUUAUAUCUCGGUACUCACUGGAUUCUCACUUACAGUACAUCAGAUGUGUGUCUUUUACGAAUUCGAAGAACACUGGCGGUGGAAAGGUGGACUAGUUUAUGUGGAUUUAAUUUAUGAUAACCACAUUGUUCCAUUUGUUAUUGGAAGUGCCUCGUUUGCUCCGAUUAAUGGUUUACAUAGACUACAUGGAUUUAGCAAACUGUCCAAAUUUGUUGACUGGAUAUCCAAAAUCAUGCGCGAGGAAGGGGCAGAUGUAUCGUUUGAGCCGUUGAUUUGUGCCAAGCGCCAUUUAGAAUAUCGACGUCAAAAUAACAACACAAAAUUAUUCGAGCCAAACAUCGCUGUUGACACCACGGUAUCCAUUCACAGCCACCCCGAUGCGCCUCACACAAAGAUUUGUGCAGGAGUAUUGAUAAGAAAAGAUGCCGUGAUCACAUUGGCACAGUGUGCGAGCAAUUUAAUGUCUUAUACUUCCAGAGUAGUUUUAGCCGAUGGGUCAUUCAUUGCGAUCCGAGAUAUCAUUAUUCAUCCCGACUACUCGGACGAUUCUCUCUACAGUAAUAUAGCCAUUUUAAAACUUGUCUCGGAAGCAUCUGUUACUCCUAUCGAAAUAGCACCAUAUUAUUCAAAACAUGAUAAAAUAACAUUGUACGCUAGUGUGAUCAAUGGCGACCAAUCAAAAAAUAACAAGUUCUUUGCCGUCCAUGGACUUAACGUGCGGUUCAGUUACGAAUGCAACCCGUCGGAAGAGCAUCAUUCUCGACUUUUGAAAGGAUUGCAUCCUGAACAUAUGUGUCUACAGAAUAAUCAUACGCUUGUUCCGGGUAGCUGCGAGGCACACCCAGGUUCAGCUGUAUUUUGGUAUCAUAAUGAUAAAAAAUACUUGCUGGGGUUGUACAUGCAUGGGGAAAACUGUGGCUUCGGAGAUCAAGCGCUCGGUCUGUAUGUGUAUGCAUACAAUGCCUGGGUCCACUCAGUUCUAGAUACACCAUUGCAAAAAUCUCUGGGCUACGUUUUUCCAUUCUUAAAAACAUCGGACGAAUGUUCUUACCCAGAUGGUGCGACAGGUACUUGCGUAAGCCAUAUAAACUGUCCCAAUAUAUCGAAAAGAGCUGGAAAAAGUUUACCAAUAUUUUACUGCAGUAGCAGAGCAAUUGUGUGUUGUCCUAGACAUUUGGAAGCACAGAAGGAAGAGGAACAUGAAGGAAUAGCGUUUGCUUUCUACCGUACUGUAUAAAAAUGUCAUCGAUGUACAUAUAUUUUUUUUUGUACAACGUAUUAUUUGAGUGUGGCGUAAUGAAGUUUCUAGAGUCUAGACGAAUUUAACGACAACACUGCACUUGAAGUGUGACAAAACAACAGAUGCACAGUCGUGAUUCGAGACAACGUCAAUCGGAUUGAUCAUUUCGUUUUCCAAAUACAGCUGGAACGUUGCUACCCAGCAAAUUUUGUCAUCCGACAUCAGUAAAGUUUUUUACUGAAACGGUUCAGUAAUAGAAUAUUUAACUGAUUUUGAGCAUAAAGGUAAUGUUUUUACUGAUUUUGUUUUCAGUGAAAUAAUUUGCUGGAUGCAUUUCAGUAAUACGCAUUUUACUGAUAAUCAGCAAAAUAAGCGUCAAAUCAGUCAAUCAGAAAAUGCAGAAAAUCAUUCUGUCAAAUAGACCUGUUAGUCAGAACAUCCACACAAAUCCAUGCGGUGCUCGCUUGCUUGUGAUGUGAAAAAAAGUUGAUUUUGGUAGGCGCUUACAGACACCCUGGUGAAAUUUCAGAUGAAAUUUCGGCUUACGGGACUAAUUUCAAACAAUUGACAGUGUUGGUGUUGGUGUUGGUGUGUCAAAUAUUUGCUACAAUUAACAGUGCCUGAUGAAAUUUCGUUGAGUCUGUGAGCGCUUACUGAACUACCAUAACUUGUUGCGGCAAAAUACAGUUUAAAAACUGUAUUAUACAUCAUAAAACAUGGAUGAACAUAAAUUGAGAGACUGCCAAUCGCUGCGCAUCAAUAAAAUACUUAAUUUGGAAUAAAUAUUUCACUUUUCAAUAAUAAUAAACUUUUCAGUAAUAUGCUAAUGGCAUAACUAUGAUUUCUAUAAACAAGCUGUCAUUUUGGUGAGCACCCAAAAUUACUGAA
This is a messenger RNA of Anopheles arabiensis, 3032 nucleotides long. RefSeq lists its product as uncharacterized. NCBI's taxonomy places the organism in Eukaryota, Metazoa, Arthropoda, Insecta, Diptera, Culicidae. The record is from RefSeq and is a predicted model, not a curated record. The coding region runs from base 321 to 2141 and encodes 606 amino acids. Gene Ontology annotation, biological process: proteolysis. Gene Ontology annotation, molecular function: serine-type endopeptidase activity. The transcript has 10 exons.